CUCUCUCUCUCUCUCCAACCCAAGAAAUCUGAUUCUUCAAAAUAUGUAGUUAGUAAAGGGUUCAAAGAUUACAUCUCCUUUUCUACAACUAAGUACAACAACAUUAAUACUUUUUUUUGAGAAAUCUGAGCUGUUCUUUGUUUCAGACCAAGUAGAAAAACCAGAGCCACUUAGAGGAGGUUUAAGAAAAAUAAUUAGAAGCAGAAGAACAAGAGCAAUAAAUAUUAGGAGGAAGAAUUAAAAGGGAAAAAGAGACGAAGGAGAAGUUUGGAGAGAUGGGUCCAUCGAUUCUUCACUGUCUUUUCUUCCUCCUCUUGGGUGUACUACUCUGUUCAGGAUCAAGUGUUACAGAGAAGUUUCCAAUUGGCACAGCUAAGCGCAUCAACGAAUUAGAUCACAGAGAUAAGUCAUUAAUCUCUGUUUCGAGGUCCACCACCCAACUGGAUGUUACUACUCCAAUAACAACAGUUCCAGUGAUCAAUCCUACAACCCCAACAACAACAACCCCAACGCCAACAACGCCAACCCCCGUGGCAAAUCCGGCUGCAACACCAUCAACUCCAGUCAUUACAAGUCCAUAUACCACUCCGACCACAGCAUCUCCUGCAUCAUCAGGUGGAAGCUGGUGCAUUGCCAGCCAAUCUGCAUCACAGACUGCUUUACAGGUUGCUCUAGACUAUGCAUGUGGGUAUGGUGGUGCAGAUUGUUCAGCCAUUCAGCCAGGUGCAAGCUGUUACGACCCGAAUACAGUUCGAGAUCAUGCAUCUUAUGCAUUCAAUGACUACUACCAGAAGAACCCAAUUCCCACCAGUUGUAACUUUGGAGGAACUGCUGUUAUUACCAACAUCGAUCCAAGUACUCCAACAUGUAAGUAUCCAUCAACUAGCACACAUGCUUCGGUUAUAAACACAACCAAUCCAACUGGAUCUGGAUCAACAGUUUAUGGAUCAGAACCUUCUGCAUCACUCAACUCAAGAGCUUCUGUGUUGCAUAGCUUGCAAAUUCUCUUCACCUCCACAUGCCUCUUAGUGUCAUUUCUUUCUGUAAAUCAUCUUUAGAGCAGAUGGAAGCCAUACUUAGUUCUUCAUUUCGCGGCUACAAGGUGAUUCACUUAAUUGCUUUACUCGAUUCUGCAUCGUUAGAGUAUAAAGGAGGCAUUGCAGAUUGAUUAUGGGAGAUAUAUCUUUUGGCUUUAGUCCUCACAAUCAGGUCAGUCCUGAAUUGAUCUAUGAAUGCCUUUUGAUCAGUGCAGAACUUGGAGAAGAUACAGAAAGAGCAAUGCAAUCUGUGGAUCUGAUGAUUUCUUGUACUUGUAGAGAAGAGCAUAGGAAUAGGUUGUUACUUGGUUCCCUUUCUUUGUAGUAUCAAAGGCAAUAAAUUCUCAAACAAGUGCAUAUGCCUUUUGGGCUGCUUUUGUUGUGUUUA
This is a messenger RNA of Nelumbo nucifera (sacred lotus), 1425 nucleotides long. NCBI's taxonomy places the organism in Eukaryota, Viridiplantae, Streptophyta, Magnoliopsida, Proteales, Nelumbonaceae. The record is from RefSeq and is a predicted model, not a curated record.